AUGAAAAUGAGCCAAGCAAUUAGGGCCUCUGAAACGCUUUUGAAUGAAUACAAGGGAUACAUUGAUUCAAUGGAUGCAAUAUAUAAAUUGAAUUCAGAUGAAAUAAAUUCAACAGCCGGAUUAUACCAAGAAAUCAAGAAUAACUUGAUUGACACCGGAUAUUUUACAGCAAAAGAGAUGAUUGAAUUGAUAGGAAAUGCUUGCAAUGAGGGUUUCCAUUAUCGUCAUGGAUACAUAGAAUUAAUGAAGAGAAUCUUAGAAGAAUAUUUUGCUGACAAUAUUGAUAUCUCAUUUUUUUCACAAUAUGAUGAUGUUAAAAUAAAUUCCCCGGAAUAUGCAAUAAUGAAUGAUAACGAAGAAGAAUUAUUAGAUCACUUGAAAAGUAAGAGCUUUUAUCUCACAUAA
Messenger RNA from Trichomonas vaginalis G3, 405 nucleotides. Its product is annotated as spectrin binding. The record is from RefSeq and is a predicted model, not a curated record. Bases 1 to 405 code for a protein of 134 amino acids. The transcript has a single exon. Lineage: Eukaryota; Parabasalia; Trichomonadida; Trichomonadidae.